AUUAGUAUUUUUUUUUUUUGUUGUUGAAAAAAGGGCUUGGGGAUGGAAGAGAAGGAGAGUAUGGUAUCUGGGUCACCAGUAGUAGGUAACUGGGAGACCGAGUCGCCGCCGGUGAGUGGUGGUGGUGGGGUGGUGCUGCCGCAGGUGAUGAUGAACAUGAGCAUGGAGAGAAGCCUAGGGAUCACCACCACAGGUGGUGGUGGUGUAGCUGCUGGUGGUGGUGGUGGUGGUGGUGGUUUGUUGGUGAAGAAGAAGAGAGGGAGGCCAAGAAAGUAUGACUCAGAUGGUAACUUGAGACUACCAUCUAUACCACCACCACCACCACCACCAGGUUUUUCUUUCUCACCUCCUUUUUCUUCUUCUUCUGAGUUCUCUUCUUCCAAAAGGGGUCGUGGCAGACCACCUGGUUCUGGUAACUGGCAGCUGCUUGCUUCUUUAGGUGAGUUGUUCGCAAACACAGCAGGAGUGGACUUUACACCCCAUGUCGUAACUGUAUACGCAGGAGAGGAUGUUGCAGCAAAGAUUCUUUCAUUUUCUCAAAAGGGUCCUCGAGGAAUUUGCGUCCUCUCUGCCAAUGGCACUGUUUCUAAUGUUAGUAUUCGCCAGCCCGGUUCAUCCGGCGGGAUCUUGACAUAUGAGGGCCGCUUUGAGAUAUUGUCUCUGACAGGAUCAUAUACAGUCUUUGAAAAUGGUGGUGUGAGAAGUAGGACAGGCGGCCUAAGUGUCUCACUAGCUGGUCCUGAUGGCCGUGUUAUUGGUGGUGGUGUGGCUGGUUUGUUAAUGGCUGCUAGCCCAAUCCAGAUUGUUGUGGGAAGCUUCAUGCCAAAUGGUUACAAAGCAUACAAAAGAAAGCACAGUUAUGAACAAAGAAUGACUCCUCUUACACCAGGUGCUCCUCCAGACACAGUGACAGCAGCAACACCAAUCUCCCAAGCAGCACCUGCAGGUGCCAUCUUCCCAAUUCCGACAACUCAAUUACCGGUACAAAGCCAUGGAGAAGCAGAUAACAGCCCGAAUGAUAAACAAAACCUGAAUGCCACAUCUACCGAUAGCACUGGAUGGAAUGACUCAGAGUACAUGUCAGCUCAGAGACCAUCUCCUGACAUCAAUGUUUCUCUGUGGCAGUAGAAUAGUCCUCAAGGUGUGUUCUUUGUUUUGUUCAUUUGUAAUUUUAUCUUUUUAGUUAGGUCUAUGUUAGAGACUCAGAGGCUGACCUUAUGAUUAAUGACAGGCUAAUUUUUAACUUUGAUUCUUGUUGUAACAUUAACAUUGGAAGAGAAUGUUUUAAACCUUCUGCCUGAGCUUGUGUUAGUGACAAAUUCAGCUGUCAAAUUCUCUUAGUAUUUUUCUUUUU
Camellia sinensis is the source of this 1354-nucleotide messenger RNA. RefSeq names its product AT-hook motif nuclear-localized protein 10. The record is from RefSeq and is a predicted model, not a curated record. Gene Ontology annotation, molecular function: minor groove of adenine-thymine-rich DNA binding. NCBI's taxonomy places the organism in Eukaryota, Viridiplantae, Streptophyta, Magnoliopsida, Ericales, Theaceae.